Dermatophagoides farinae (American house dust mite) is the source of this 1094-nucleotide messenger RNA. Its product is annotated as ELMO domain-containing protein 3. Lineage: Eukaryota; Metazoa; Arthropoda; Arachnida; Sarcoptiformes; Pyroglyphidae. The record is from RefSeq and is a predicted model, not a curated record.
UUCCAUGACAACAAAUUGUUUUAUUUUUAAUUUCAAAAUCUCAAUAUCGAAAUUCUUCUAACCAUAUUUCACAAUUGGGAAUUAUAAAUUUGUGAAUCAUCUAUUUUAAAAUUAAUCAUGUCCAACGAAUGGGAUGACAUUGUUUGUCUACCAAUCAUCGAUAUUAGCAACAAUUAUAACAAGAAUGAUGUAUCAAUCGAACAAGAUUCAAUAGAUUUUAUUACUUAUCAACAAUUACAUUCUCAUGUAUUUAGCAUCGAUCUUGGUGGACCACAUGAUCAAAAGAUUCAUUUUGAAAAGAAAUGCAAUUUUUUAAUGAAAAUUUUACGAUACAUGUUAUUCUGGAAAACGUAUGAACUAAAACCACAUUUUGUUGCCGAAGGCAAUAGAAUUAUACGUAUUGCUGGCCAAACAUUUGAUAAUCGUAAUAAAUUACAUAUCAGAUGUUUGUAUACAAUUUUUGCUAAAUUAACCGGUAAUGUUGUUUUGGGCAUGAAAAGAUUUGGCCAACAUUGGGAAGAAAUUGGUUUUCAAGGAUCCGAUCCGUCUACUGAUUUUCGUGGUGUUGGUUUGCUUGGUUUAUUUCAAUUAACAUUUUUUGUAAUUACGCCGAAAAUUUGCCAACUAAGCAAAGAAAUCUAUGAUCUAUCAAUGGAUCAAGUUCAACAUUAUCCAUUUGCCAUUACUAGCAUGAAUAUAACGCAGAUUGUUUUGCAAAUGUUACGAGAUGGUUCACUUAAUUGUUUCAUAAAUCGAUCCGAUUCAGUUUUGAUUAUUUUCAAUCAAUUUUAUUAUGGUACAUUUCUUUAUUUUCAUAAAAUCUGGAAAAAAGAUAAGAAAACAAUUAUGGACAUUGGCUAUGUCCUAAAAGAUUUGAGGUAUUAUGUCAGGAAUAAUUUGAAAAAAAUUCUCGAUGAUCUAGUCAAUUAUCAAUCAAUGGAAAUGAAUAAACCUGGCCAUCAAGAAAAUUUUACCAACAUAAUCAAUAUUGAUGAUCGGAAUGAUAAUUAAUUUUUCAAACUUGAAUGUGAAGGCAAUUCUGGUGGUGACUGAUAUACGUUUUUUUUAUCGGGUAAUUCUGGCGGUAAUUCAUC